Engraulis encrasicolus (European anchovy) is the source of this 2276-nucleotide messenger RNA. RefSeq names its product centrosomal protein 44 (gene cep44). Bases 102 to 1235 code for a protein of 377 amino acids. Gene Ontology annotation, cellular component: spindle pole; centrosome. NCBI's taxonomy places the organism in Eukaryota, Metazoa, Chordata, Actinopteri, Clupeiformes, Engraulidae. The transcript is spliced from 10 exons. The record is from RefSeq and is a predicted model, not a curated record.
AGUUAUCCCAAUUCUACAGCUAAGGACGGGCUUCCAACAGAGUCACUGUGUCGAUUUAAGAAGGGUCAGAAACUCGGAUAGGCCUACCCUACUAGCACACAAUGAUAGCAACAGGUGAUUUGAAGGCAUCUUUGAGAAAACUUGAAGCCUGUCUGCGCAACCUGAAAUAUCCGGGGGAUGUCAACUAUCAAGGGUUGGCCCUCGGUGACCCCUCCUGCUUCCUGCCCAUCGUAAGCCAUGCUCUCAUCUCCUACUCGCCCUACGUGGCCGAACACAUCAUGGCCUUCUCAGUCGAGCUCAAUGGAGCCAGUAACCUGCGCUUUGUGGAGAGUGUGUAUAAGGUUUUGCGAGACCUCUUCAAUUACAAGCCCCAGUUGACCAAAGAGCAGUUUCUCCAGCUCCGCUUUGCUGACAAGAAGGUCAGGCUGGUGUGUGACAUCAUCAACUUUGCCAUUCAGAAGCACAAAGAGCUUUCUAAGUCUUCCAGUCUUCCCCCACGGAGGACAUGCUACCGGCCCUUCCCUCCUGGAAGUGGAGGCAGGGAUCUCUCCCCCUCCGAAAUCCACGAGUACACGCCUGCAGCCCCAGUGGUGCAGCAGAGCUGUCCGCUGGUGGAGAGACACGUGGCCAGUGCCACACCUGCCCUGUACAGCCUGUCAUCGGACGAACAGGAGCCUGCAGAAGAAGACGUGGGCAUUGAGGAGCAGGAGCAGGAGCAUAAGAAAGGACAGACUGAGGAACUGAUGGAGCCUACAGCAGUUGUGCCCGCGGCUGUGGUGGCGCGGCUGCAGGCCAUGGAGGCCCAGCUGCAGUGCUGCGAGCGGAGGCUGGGCCAGAUGGUAUUGCUGGAGGAUCGUCUGCAGAGCCUGGAGCGGUCCAUGGCGGGCAAGAUCGUGCUGGAGCAGAGCCAGUGGGAGAACCUGGAGAGCAGAGUGCUGCUGCUGGAGACCAAGCUCGCCCUCAGUGAAGCACAGAAGAGCCCGGUGACAAUGGAUAUUGACAAGAUCCCGAGCCUGGACAACCUCUCUGCCAAAAUCACUCCAGAGGAGGACGUGAGGAAAGGAUCCAAUUGGAAAUCGCCCAGCCCCCCUCAGUCCUUGUCCACCGGCACACGCUCUUCUUCUCAGUCUCCCCCUCAACAAGCCCAGGAAAAUAUGAAGGAUCGCCUAGAAAGAAUAGCUAACAUGAUGAAAGACACGUCAAGCCUUUUGCAAAGUGUUGAACCAUCAAUCUAGUUCAGUGGUUCCCAACCUAUGGGUUGGGACCCCCCUUAUGGGUCGCCAAAGAUCCACAGGGGGUCGCAGAGCCCUCUUGAUUUUAAGGGGUUUCGUUUUAAAUAUAUAUAGCCCAUGUUGAAUAAAAGACAAAGCAUUUAACUAAUAAAUGCAUAGACGCAACAAAUUGUAAGUGCUACAUUAGACAUUUAUUCUAUAUUUGACCAAAGACGAAUUGAGGAAUAAAAUAACUAAAAUACGUUUUCGCAGGAAACGGAGGGCAUCUUGUGACUCCGUCUCGUGCGGGCGCUCGCGUGGUUGGGUCACCAAAGCUUACAAUAGUAAAAACAUGGGUCCCUUAAGAAAAAGGUUGGGAACCACUGAUCUAGUUGGGCCAUUUGGACAUUUUUAAUUUGUACUUUAUCUGGGAUUGUGACCCUCCAAUUUGAUAAUAAGAAUGUGCUCAUGAUUUUUUUUCUCAUUUGAUUUGGUACGUUUUUUUCCCCAUAAUCAAGAAGUAUAGCUUUGUACACACAUUAGCUGAGGGAGGAGUUGGAAAUGGCCCUAACCAGAAAAAUAACUCCUGCAUGCUACUGUAUUUCCCUUUCAUUUUAUUUAAAACAUUUUGGUCUUAGUCUAAAAUGGCCAGUGUGUGUGUGGUAGUUGAGAGUUUUCCUCUUUAUAAAAAAGAAUGGCAGACUCAGGCUGGAUCUCAAAUGGCGCACUUGUGCACUUCGGGCACUAUGUUUCAGUGCGUAACUAAUACGGCAUACGCACUGAAACAUGAACACUAAAGUGCACAAGUGCGCCAUUUGAGAUUUAGCCUCACUCAAAGUUUGUUGCCCUGUUGGGUCAGAAACUACACCAUGCAUUGGCCUCUAGAGGUCAGCGUCAUCCCAUAGUCUGCAACAACAGGUCUCCCUGUUGCUUUUCCUGAUAUGAGGUGACAGGGUUUUGGUUUGUUUUGCAGCCGUGAGUGAAUGUAUUUAUUAAUAUAAUGAAAAUGGUUUGUUUGUGUUUCAUACACACAUACUGAUGAAAUAAAUGAUUAUUCAUAAAUGA